GACGAAGUCAGGAAAACAUUAGUAACUAAACUCUCUUGCGUUUUGUCUUACUGCAGCUGUGGAAAAAUGACAUGCAAGAAGAAAGGUCUUCUCAAAGUCAUCCUCCUGGGGGAUAUGGGUGUUGGGAAGACCUCCUUAAUGAACCAGUAUGUGAACAAGAAGUAUAGUAACGAGUACAAACUCCAUUUAGGAGCAGACUUCCUGACGAAGGAGGUGAUGGUUGACGACCGGGUUGUUGUAUUGCAGAUCUGGGACACAGUUGGCCAGGAAAGGUUCGAGUCUUUGAAUGCUGCGUACUAUGGUGGAGCAGACUGCUGUGUGCUGGUUUUUGACUUGACACGGUCCGAUACCUUUGGAAAAAUUGACUAUUUGAGGGACCAUUUUCUGAUCAAGGGCCACCCUCGAAAUCCAGAGAACUUCCCAUUUGUGGUGCUAGGCAACAAGAUUGACUUGGAAAACAGACAGGUGACCACCAAAAGGGCUCAGGCCUGGUGCCAAAGUAAGAACAACAUCCCCUACUUUGAGACCAGUGCAAAAGACGCCACAAAUCUAGAACAGGCAUUCCAGACAAUCGCAUGUAACGCACUCAAACAGGCCUCACGGAGGACAGAUGUGGAGUUGUACUUCCCAGAGCCCAUAGUAUUAGGAGAGAAUGAUGAAUCUAAGUCCUCAGCAAAAAGAUGCAGCUGCUAAGGGAAAACUUGGACUAUCUUCUCUCUUGGCUUUUUGGAAACACACUGUCACCUUUGUUACAUCACCUCCACCUCACACCCAGGGAAUGGAAACAGCCUACUGUUCUCCCUCCUCCAUCCCAUUGUUCGUUCCACCAACACUACCCUUCACACAGUGCACUGCACAUGGAAAGGCCCCCUCUAGCUUUAUACACAAAUUAAUACACAUUUCUAGCAUCUCUCUCAGGAAUCUUGGGGUAACCUUUGACUGAUUUUUCACUUUGAAUGCUCGCAUUAAAUCUCUGGUUCAUCUUUGCUUUUAUCACUUUAAAUCGAUUAAGAAACGGAGUCAAAUUCAAUUGUGUCAUGCUCUGAAUUGCACUGAAUAUUAUUCAUGUCUUUACUUCAUUGGGUUUAAGUUGCUCAUUUGUUUUGAUGGUUAUUAUCUUAACAAGACCUCCUUGGAACUUUGAAGGUUGCACCACUGACGAACUCUUCUAAAUACUCACAUAUCACACUGUUGCUACCUCAGCUGAACUGACUCCCGAUGAACUUCCAUGUACAUUUUAAGAUUUUCAUUUUAUUUUAUUUGUUUUGGUUUAUUUCAAUAAUAGACGAGCAUCAGUGUACAUCAGUGAACUUUUGCAUCCAUGUAUCUCCAGCAUAUCCCAGAGGUCUCAUGUGAUCAGGGCUUGCUGGAUCUGCAGCAUACAAAGAUAGAGAUGGAGUACAAAAGACAUCUCUCCCCCUGAGAUCUGUGGACUUGGUGGAUUAGUUUUUAAAAACUUAGAUUUUUGAACUUGUUUUGGAGUAAAUUGUUGUUCUUAUGUUUUAGCAUUUUGUUGUUAAACACUGAUAUUUAUCUUAAAAGAUCGUAUGUACAUAAAAAAAUGUUUGAUUUAUUUUACCCCCUCAGGUGUGUAAUUGCGUAACUCCUUAAUCACAGAUGCAGAGAACUGAUAUCAUUUUUUUCCCAUCUAUGUUGGCCUUCAGUUCACAAAGUUUUGAUUCACUGUAAACCAGUUGGUAUUAUUG
Messenger RNA from Oreochromis niloticus (Nile tilapia), 1706 nucleotides. Its product is annotated as ras-related protein rab7-like. Lineage: Eukaryota; Metazoa; Chordata; Actinopteri; Cichliformes; Cichlidae. The record is from RefSeq and is a predicted model, not a curated record. Gene Ontology annotation, molecular function: GTP binding; GTPase activity. The coding region runs from base 67 to 693 and encodes 208 amino acids. The transcript has 5 exons. Gene Ontology annotation, biological process: phagosome-lysosome fusion; endosome to lysosome transport. Gene Ontology annotation, cellular component: phagocytic vesicle; late endosome; lysosome.